GUAAGUGUCGCAAACCAACACCGCUGUCGUGAAAACUAGCCGCCCCCUAAAGAUGGCGGCGGAGCUGCAUCCCCGGAGCGGAAAGCUGGUCGGCCUGUCCAACUCCAACCGCACCGCCCGGCGCAAUCAGCCCGUCCAGGAGUUCAACCACGGCCUGGUGCUCAGCAAGGAGCCGCUGAGGGACCGGGACGUCUUCACUGUCCGUAUCGACAAGAAGGUCAACUCGUGGAGCGGCUCCAUUGAGAUCGGCGUGACGACGCUGGACCCCGCCCUGUUGGACUUCCCUAGCAGCGCCACGGGCCUGAAGGGCGGCUCCUGGAUCGUGUCGGGCUGCUCCGUGCUCCGGGACGGCCGCUCGGUGCUGGAGGAGUACGGCCGUGACCUGGAUCAGCUGGCCGAAGGGGACCGGGUGGGCAUCCAGCGCAGCUCCCGCGGUGAGCUCCACUUGUGGGUCAACGGCCAGGACUGCGGCCCCGCCGCCAGCGGCUUGCCCCCCAAGCUGUGGGCCGUGGUGGACCUGUAUGGCAAGUGCACGCAGGUGACGGUGGUGAGCUGCGAGCCGCCCCUUCCCUCAGCCGAGCGAGAGACUGUAGUUCGGGACGAGGAAGAGGAGGAGGAGGAGGAGGAGGAGGAAGAAGAAGAAGAUGCGGUGGUCUGCGGGGUGCGAGAGGAUGCGGGCAUCACGGCACUGAUGAAUGUGGCGGCGAUGAAUGGAGUCAUGAUGGGAGACGAAGUGCCUGAGCUGAGUUGCGGUCACAGCAGACCAGACAAGUUCCCCAACAACCUGGAGCCAGACGCAGUUCUGACAGAACACCAGCUCUUUGACGUGUUCAACAACGCGAUAGUGUCUUUUUACCGAGCCGAGGACGAGGGCGGAGGGGAAGAAGAAGGCGGCGGCGGUGGCACAGGAGGGAGCGGAGCCCCCGGGAGUGACUUGUCGUCGUCGAGAAAUGACGCGAGGAGCGGCAGCAGAGGAGGGCCGUCGAGCAACGACAGCGGGACGGGAGCAGGGGACGCCGGGAACGCCGGGAGCACCGGGAACGCCAACAGCGGAGCAGGAGGCGGGUCGGGGGCAGCGGCGGGCGGCCUGACCACCAAUGACGCGUUACUCUUCCACGAGAAGUGCGGCACCUUGAUCAAACUUAGCAAUAACAACAAGACUGCGGAGAGGAGGCGACCGCUGGACGAGUUCAACAACGGCGUGGUCAUGACCAACCGGCCGCUGCGACACAACGAGAUGUUCGAGAUCCGCAUUGAUAAGCUGGUGGACAAGUGGUCGGGUUCCAUCGAGAUUGGCGUGACCACACACAUCCCGAACAAUCUGGACUAUCCUGCAACCAUGACCAACCUGCGUUCAGGCACAAUCAUGAUGAGCGGCUGUGGAAUACUGACCAACGGGAAAGGCACCAGGCGGGAAUACUGCGAGUUUAGCCUGGAUGAGCUACAGGAGGGAGAUCACAUCGGGCUGAUGCGCAAAGCCAGCGGUGCACUUCACUUCUACAUCAACGGCAUCGACCAAGGUGUCGCGGCGGCGCAGACCCCCGGCGUGGUGUACGGCGUGGUCGACCUCUACGGCAUGGCCGUCAAGGUCACCAUUGUCCACAAUCACAACCACAGCGAGCGCCUCCGCCGCAACAACGCCAUCAUGAGGGCGAUGUCUCCCGACGUCGGGCGGCCCCGGCCCACCCUCACUCCGGACUCGGACGCCCCCGAGCGCCUUCUCUUCCACGCCAACUGUGGCCAGAAAGCCGCCAUCAUCAGCGAGGGCAGGACGGCACUGAGGCCUCACGCCACGGACGACUUCAAUCACGGCGUGGUCCUCAGCAGCAGGCCGCUGCGCUCCAAUGAAGUGUUCCAGGUUCGGAUUGACAAGAUGGUGGACAAGUGGGCGGGUUCCAUCGAAAUCGGCGUGACGACGCACAACCCCGCCUUCCUGCAGCUGCCCUCCACCAUGACAAACCUGCGCUCGGGGACCUGGAUGAUGACAGGGAAUGGCGUGAUGCACAAUGGAACAACAAUUCUAGAUGAAUACGGACACAACCUAGAUCGCCUCAAAGCGGGGGACACCGUUGGCGUCGUGCGCAAAGAAGACAGCAGCCUCCACUUCUUUGUGAACGGCAUCGCUCAGGGCCCAGCAGCCUGGAACGUGCCCCCCAACGUCUACGCUGUGGUGGACCUCUACGGCCAGGCCGCUCAGGCCACCAUCAUGGACGACAUGGUGGACCUUCCCCCCCUCCCCGAGGACAGCUCAGAGGGACCCACCGCCAUGUCCCCGGGGAGCCCCUGCUCAGUAUUGGGGGCCAGCGCCGCCACCGACCUGCGUUUCCACCACCUGCACGGCACCAACGCCGUCAUCACCAACGGGGGCCGCACCGCUCUGCGCCAGAACUGCCGCAGCGAGUUCAACGACGCCAUUGUCAUUUCCAACAGGUGCCUUCGAGAUGGAGAGCUCUUUGAAAUCAUCAUUCAGAAGAUGGUGGACCGCUGGUCAGGUUCGAUAGAAGCAGGGGUGACGGCCAUCAGGCCGGAGGAGCUGGAGUUCCCCAACACGAUGACCGACAUCGACUACGACACGUGGAUGCUCAGCGGGACGGCGAUCAUGCAGGACGGCAACACCAUGCGCAACAACUACGGCUGCGACUUGGACUCGUUGACGUCGGGCUCGCGCAUCGGCAUGAUGCGCUCGGCCGUCGGCGACCUUCAUUAUUACAUCAACGGCGUGGACCAGGGUAUUGCCUGCUCCGGUCUGCCGCCGGAGGUGUUUGCAGUGAUUGACCUGUACGGUCAGUGUGUUCAGGUGUCCAUCACCAGCUCCUCGGGCCCGCUGGACAACAGCUUGUGCACGAGCAAUGUCACCGAGAAGAGUUUCCCGAUCCACUCUCCGGCAGCAGGAGUUGCCCACCGGCUCCACGGUAAACAUGGAAAGAACGUGGUGCUGCUUGGCGAGGGGUGCCAGGCUGUCCGAGUGGGGGGUUACGCCCACGGCAUCGUUUUCAGCGCAAAAGAACUCAAAGUGGAUGAGCUGUUCGAGGUGAGGAUCGCCGACGUGGACGAGCAGUGGUGCGGUUCGCUGCACGUCGGGCUGACCACGUUGCCGCCGCCCGAGCUCCCGUCGUGCCCGCUCUCCGGCUUCUCCCCUUCCCUCCCGCAACUUCGCGCCAAGGUCACCUGGCUGCUCUGCGGCUCGGAGGUUCGCCGUAAUGGCGUGCUGCAGCGCCAGAACUACGGCCGCUCGCUGGACCGUCUGACGGUUGGGAACCGCGUGGGUGUGAAGCGGUGCAGCGACGACACCAUGCACAUCUUCAUUGACGGCGAGGACAUGGGACCCGCGGCCACCGCGGUUGCAAAAAAGGUGUAUGCCGUCUUGGACUUGUACGGGCGGAUCACGGCGGUAUCCAUCGUCAGCUCCACGCUGCCGGAGGACGCCGAUGGCGUCAAGGCGCCGUCGCUGUCCUCGGGAAGCUGCAGCGAAGGGGAAGAAGACAGCACGCCGGUCAGAGAGGCCGCGGGUGAGCCGUGCGCAACGGCGCCCACCGCCAUGGCUUUCCUGGAAAACCACGGGAAGAACAUCCAGCUGUCCAACCAGAAGCUGACGGCAGCCAGGGUGUCGAGCUACAACCAAGGCCUGCUCGUCACCGCGCAGCCGCUGACCACGCAGCAGCUCUUCCAGUUUCAGAUCGACCGCCUCAAUCCGUCGUGGACGUCGUCGCUGUCGCUUGGGGUGAUCGGUCACUCCCCGGACCGGCUCAACUUCCCCUCCACGGCGUGCUGCCUGAAACGCUCCGCCUGGCUGCUGCAGCGAGACUCCAUCUUUCACAACUCGCUCAAAAUAUGCGAGAACUACGGCCCUAACUUGGACACGUGCCCUGAAGGGACUGUGUUGGGUCUGCUGGUGGAUGCCAACAGUUGUCUCCAUCUUUAUGUCAACGGCAUGGACCAGGGGGUGGCAGCGCAGGACAUUCCCUCCCCCUGCUACCCCUUCAUCGACCUGUACGGCCAGUGCGAACAGGUUACCAUCAUCGUGGAUAGCAUCCCAGCUGCGGGUGGAGAGGAUGACGACGGCCGUUGUCAGGGCGACAUGGAGAAGGCGGACGUGGUCGACGGCAUCAAAGAGAGCGUGUGCUGGACACCCCCUCCCGACGUCAGCCCCAACAAGUCGUGCGAGUACCAGGGACUGUGCUCCCGCUUCAAGGACCUGCUCACCCUACCAGACGGCUACUUCAGCGAAGACGCAAAGUACAACCUGUGCUACUGCGAGUCCUGCCGCAAGCUGCGGGGAGACGAGCCUUAUUACAAGCGAGGAGAGCCCCCCCGGGACUACGCUCUGCCUUUCGGAUGGUGCUGCUUUGCCCUCAGGAUCAAGUCCCACUGCGAGGUUUCUAACGCACUGAAGAAGUGGCACAUCGCGUACCACGGCACCAGCGUCGGGGCCCUGCGGCGCACGCUCGACCACAGCCAGCUGCUGCCCGGGACGUCGUCCGUCUUCUCGGUGGCUCCGGCGAAGGCCGAGGGGCCCGACGGCUACGGCGACCCGGAGGAGAACAGCGCCCCCGGUAGGGAGGUGCUCAGGGUGAGGCUGUCCCCCACAAUGCGCUACUCGGGUUUGGAGACGUUUGCUCCUAAAGUGCAAUUUCGGGACCCUCGCUCUCACCGCCGCCACCAGGCCCAGGUGGGCUUCCAGGUGUGCGUCAGGCCGGGCUCCUACAAGGCGGGGCCGCAGCAGACGCUCGGCCACGGCGAGCCUCUGGACCCCCGCUUCAGCAACUCGGAGAUCGAGUGGGUCACGAAAGAGCAGGGGGGGACGCUCCUCUACGGUCUGCUCGUGCGGGUGGAGUGAGCCCCCGUGGACCGGACCCUGGACACGGUCUUGAGACUUUCGAUAACUUGACAACCAAAUCCAAGCCCUGCCUUUGAGACACAGACUCCUCUGGGAUCCACUCGAUCCAAAAGAUUGUUGACAUUUUCCACUUUGGCGGUUUCAUAGAACAACAGACACUGCCUGCACUUUAUGUUUUUUGACAAUAUUUAUUUUUUUUAAUUCGACUAAAAAGCAACUACACAUUUUUGUUUGUUGAGUAAACAGACAGACAACCCCCCCCCCCAAAAAAAAAAACGUCUCCUCUACCCCAAGCCUGACAUCAUUUUUCACAUGCAAAAAAAAAAAAAACCCAGAAAAAAACUUUUUUUUAUUUUAAGAGUGAACUUUUACGGUUGGAUUGUUUACACAUCUUGUUGUUAUUGUCCCAUUUUCUCACGAAGCUGACCGUCCGUCGUUUUUUUUUUCAGCAGCUGUUUUUGUUGACGGAUUGUGUCUGGAGGAAAGUAUUUGAAACGAGCAGCUGGGAUCUGAGCUAGAUCCAAAGAGAUUUGUUCGACGAAACAAAAAAAAAAACAACAACUUCCAAUCAAAAAUGUGAAAAAAAUGUUUUAUGGGUAAUUCAUGGCCCAACGCUGCUUUAUAAAUUUUGCUUUCCGGUAUGUUUCAUUGUAUAUAAUAUCUUCCUGGUUUAUAUAAAUGUAUAUAUUGGGAAAAAAAAUAAACUGACAGUAUGCACA
Syngnathoides biaculeatus (alligator pipefish) is the source of this 5556-nucleotide messenger RNA. It is a transcript of the gene neurl4, whose product is annotated as neuralized E3 ubiquitin protein ligase 4. Gene Ontology annotation, molecular function: ubiquitin protein ligase activity. The record is from RefSeq and is a predicted model, not a curated record. Bases 53 to 4837 code for a protein of 1594 amino acids. The transcript is spliced from 29 exons. NCBI's taxonomy places the organism in Eukaryota, Metazoa, Chordata, Actinopteri, Syngnathiformes, Syngnathidae.